CUCAGGCGCCAGUAAAGCAAUAAUAAUAAUAAUAUUCUAAACCAGCUGUUCCACAGGCUUAAGGCACAUCUAUUAAUUUGUGCUUAAGGUAUUAAAGUUUAUCAAAGUUUGUGUCGUUUGGAUGAUAAUUUUGGGUGCGUUAAUCUUCUCUAAAACACACGUGCCAUUUGACGCAGAUGUUGGGAUAAUUUAUUGCCUCUUGUAUUCUGCAAGUCGGUUUUCUUUAGUUUUAUAGCGAUGUGGCGGUUUGGUUGUAAAAACACGUGACAGUUUUGUUGGAACCCAGCUGUUUGCUUCGCUGCGCACAGUUGAUGUCAGUCCAUGUAGAGUCAGGAAUUAGAUGACCGAUCUUCUCUUUUAUUAAUACGAGAGAUCUUCCAGAGAAAGAGGAAGCGCUUUAUUACAUACCUCUAGAAAAGAGAAGGAAUGGAACCGUUUUACGACCCAUUUUUGAUCUCUUUAUCUCUUCGUUUGAGCCAAGAUCAUCGUGUGGUCUUCAGCACAGAAAACGCGCCCAUAGACAAGGACUGUGCUACCUUUGUUCAACAAUUUGUGACAAAUGUUCUCAGUUUUAGUUCUCAGUAUGGCGGUAAUAACAGCAUAUCUUAUGCUGCUGCUAACAUAAUUGGGCCACCUGACAAAUUUCCCAUGUAUGGAGAUUUUCCGCAGACAUUUACCAUGAGAACUUACGGACCAUGGUGGGACAAAGCACCUUCGAGAUCGAUCGACUAUAUGCCGCAGAAUAAUAUGGAUGUUGUGAGUCAAGAUUAUAUUACUAUCGAAUAUCGUGAAGCUGUAUAUCCAUUGAGACUCUCCAUAUAUGAAGUACAAAAUCCUGGGAGUGUGAUUCGAAUUUGGGCUCGAGAUCCUAACAAUCGGUGGGUUCUCCUGUGGAACGGACCGCCUCAGAUCGUGCCUCAGUUUCUUGAGAGAUCACGGCUAUUUUCGCCACCUUUACAGUCGUGCGACUUCAAGACCAAAACAUUCAGGCUUGAGUUUAAUCACAGUUUACUGGAAUAUUAUACAGAAAUAGAUGCUGUGAUGCUCAUCGGAACGUUUGAAUUAAUCUUGCCCAAGGACCAAUCGCACAAACGGAAUUUAACUGAUGUAUUAAAAAGCAUUAACAGCUCGUAUCCUUGUCACGAGGACAUUCAUAAUUUAACACCGAAUUAUGAAAAUGCGUUCGAAGAUAUAGUCCAUCUUAAGAACACAUUGGAUGAACAUUGUAUUAUGUAUAAAAGCGGUGUAGUAGCGAAUUUUCACGAGAGCAAGUUGGUAUCUCAGUUAGGUCCACUUUAUUACUAUGUGCCACCUCUUAAGAAUAACUGUAAUAGUAUGCAACACUUUUUAUCAGAAGAACUUACAAAAUUUUUGGAAGAUAAUCCUUCAAACGAGUCCAUGGAGUCGUCAUGUUGCAGGUUCUCUGCACUUCCUGAUGAAAUAGUGAGGAAGAUAUUAAAAUAUUUAGACUUACAGUCGUUAUGUCGAAUGAGUAGAGUGAAUAAAUUUUUCAGUAAUUUAGCAGAGGAUCCAUUGCUUUAUAAAAGUUUGAAUCUAAAACCAUAUUGGCAUAUUAUUGAUGCGAAGGCGUUGCAUUACUUGGCAUUCAAGUGUAAAUAUUUACAAAAAUUGGACCUUUCGUGGUGCGACAGCUUUUCUGUUCCGGAUCUCGCAAAAUUUCUUGAUACUCGCGGUAGCCUCUUAACACACCUACGACUGAAUUGCUGCUCAUGUAUUGACGACGUCGCGAUGCUUGCAAUUUCGAGGACAUGCAAAAAUUUGAAAGAAUUGAGUCUGCGUAAUUGUGAAUUGAUAAGGGACAUGGGAUUUUCAUAUCUUGAAAAUCUUGAAUUUCUGGAGCGUUUGGAUCUUUACAGAACACAUAUAAAGACUCAGACCCUUUGUAAGAUACUACGACGAAAUCGCCGGAUGCGUCAUUUACAUAUAGGCGACAUGGAUAGGAGUGUGAACGUAGAUGAGAUUGCAAUGGAAUUGAGAAACUCGUGUCCGGAUUUGGAAAGUAUAGAUUUAUGGAAGGCACUUACUCUUACGUCACAAGGUAUUGACGCGCUUGCCGACUGCAAGAAUCUACGGGAGGUUGAUUUUGGUUGGUGUGGCAGUAUGACUGGUCAUGGUGACAGCUUCCGUAGAUUGCUAUCUUCCUGCGAACACCUGGAAAAGGUCUUCUUGGUUUCUUUUAGACAGCUCACCGAGCGUGACUUGAGAGCACUGACGCUGUGCCAAAAUUUAAAACAGUUAGACCUGUUAGGCUCGCUCUCCCUAACAACUGAUAUAUGUUAUGCAUUUUUCAUAAAUUGUCCUAAACUGGAGAUGAUUGAUCUCAGCUUCUGUAACAACAUUCCUGAUUCGUUGAUUACGCGGUGGCAGCAUAUGUUCACGCAUGUGGCUGUGAAAAGAUUAAAAAUGAGUCAACAAACUUAGUAGAUUUAAUGUAGAAUUUUUACAUUCGAUGAAAAGAGUAUGUUGAAUUACGCCUUCAAAACACAAAUUGCGCUAAGUAUAUAUUGAAAAAUAAUAUAUUUAAAAACUAUAUCAAUGGGUUAGGUUAGAUAGAUUUGAAUAUUUUAUUAAAUCUAUUUUUUCUAUCAAAGUAAUGUUGAUGGUUGUGCCAGUUAGAAAAUAAAAAUGUAUACGUAACGUAAUUAAA
Molecule: messenger RNA, 2668 nt
Organism: Vollenhovia emeryi
Lineage: Eukaryota; Metazoa; Arthropoda; Insecta; Hymenoptera; Formicidae
Product: F-box/LRR-repeat protein 4-like
Exons: 8
Coding region: 427-2442 (671 amino acids)
Biological process (GO): SCF-dependent proteasomal ubiquitin-dependent protein catabolic process
Cellular component (GO): SCF ubiquitin ligase complex
Molecular function (GO): protein binding
Source: RefSeq, a predicted model, not a curated record